This is a messenger RNA of Aspergillus homomorphus CBS 101889, 1118 nucleotides long. RefSeq names its product hemerythrin domain-containing protein. The record is from RefSeq and is a predicted model, not a curated record. The transcript has 2 exons. NCBI's taxonomy places the organism in Eukaryota, Fungi, Ascomycota, Eurotiomycetes, Eurotiales, Aspergillaceae. The coding region runs from base 103 to 669 and encodes 188 amino acids.
UGCCCUUACAAGAAUCACUCUCUGCCUUUGACUCUGUCUAGAAACGCCGAAUCUAACCUUCUCUCAAACUCUAUCCAUCGACCAUCUUACCCCUAAGUCACUAUGACCGGCCACAUCCUCGACACUGUUAAAGAGGACCAUACCGAGAUCGAAGCCUGCUACGGUCGCAUCGUGAGCUCAUCGGAUCGACAGGAGAAGAUCAGAUUCCAGAACCUCUUCACCUGGGCUCUGGCCCGUAACACCGUCGGAAAAGAACUGGUCGUCUAUCCUGCAUAUGAGAAGCAUCUCUCGGCGGGGUCUAUGAUGGCGGAGAAACGCCGCAAGGAGAACCAUGUCGUGAAAGAACAUCUCAAGAAGUUCCAAACCUUGGAUCCCACCAACCCUAGCUUCAUCCCCACCAUCAGAGCUCUGAUGGAAGUUCUGAGUCCUCAGAUGAGGGAGGAAGAGAAUAACGACCUGGUGGACCUCGAACAGGUUCUGUCUGACCAUGACAGUAUCAGUCUUUCCAAGUCCUUAAAUCGGACCAAGAUCUUCAUGCCGUCGCGGGCGCAUCCCAGUGCUCCCAGUAAGCCACCGUUUGAGACGGUCGUCGGCCUCUUGACGGCCCCGAUUGAUCAGUUGGGCGAUUUGUUUCGAAAGUGGCCGCACGAGAAAGAUGUUCAGCGAUGAGUUGGAAAUCUCCUUAUUGGUCUUCUCUAUCUAAUCAUUAAUACAAUGUCACCUGUGUCUUUCACAUCCUAUUCUCUGAGCGUGAUGGAGAGACGACCUUAGCCAACCCUACUUCGAGCUCCAGAAGCUCCUCCCCUCCCUUAUCCAAGGAGGAGGAUACAGCGUCCGAAAACGCGACCGAAUGCCAAAGGAACUCGAAACUUGAACCAGGUGAAAGGCUGCCACAAUGCAGCCUUGCGCACCAGGAUCGCUUGGCGGGCAGCAUCAAGGUUGUCGUUGAGGUCGCAUCGGAGCUCCUGGUCGUUGAAAGGAGGGUAAUGGAGACACACUUCAACUAGUGCUGGUUGUGGAGAAGAUUGACGAUGGAUGGAGCUGUAGCAUGUUUGAUAGGUGCCAGAAGCCGGGAAUCAACACCAGGAUUGGUAGGUUGGCCAUACUGAAGGUUCUGU